Argiope bruennichi is the source of this 780-nucleotide messenger RNA. RefSeq lists its product as uncharacterized. The record is from RefSeq and is a predicted model, not a curated record. Lineage: Eukaryota; Metazoa; Arthropoda; Arachnida; Araneae; Araneidae. The transcript is spliced from 4 exons. Bases 16 to 462 code for a protein of 148 amino acids.
GAGGGCAAUCCAGACAUGUGCAUCAUUGUUCCGGAUGAAGACGAGAAGCCACCGGAAAUCGCUUACCAGAAUCCACCAGAGGUGAUAACGAUGACCAAUCCGUACAUUGAUGACCUGUACUGCCCAAGAGAGACGAAGCCUCCAUCUCCAUACCUGAGCGAUUACGACAAAGAAGAGCCCAUACGCAGGAGAGACAAUGUACUAGUCCGACUGCAGCACUCCCUGACGCGGCGGAAACGGAGCUGUGACGCUGAUCGGGGUCUGGAUGAGGGCAGCCAGCUACAGACGUUCGGCACCUUGGAUAAGAAGGGGGGUGUCUCGCUGCCCACCUCCAUCAGCCAGCACCAGUCGAUGGAGACUAUGAUUGCUGAUGACCCUCACAACCGAUGGUUUUCUGAUGUGCAGUCCGGCUUGGAACCCGAACGAGUCCACAUCGUGACCGGAAUGACCACGCCGUGCUGACCAAAUCACCCAGCCGUGUAAAGCCUGAUUGAGAAGACGCACUCGUGCAGCUCCGAACGAGUCCAGCAGAGUAAUUCACAACUGUCCCGCAGGAUGGCACCACUUGUAAAUCUAGGGUCAAAAGUAUUAGCUAAUCGAAUUAUGAGUUACAAAAUCAAAAGAGAUCACAAUAAGAGAGGAUAUAUGUAUUUCUUAAUUUCUUUCGAACAGAGGUUUACACAAGAUUCAUACUUAUAAAUAAAAGAGGUGAAGAAAACCAGGCAAAAUUUAAUAACAAAUUAAUAAAGUAUGUUUAAAGAUUAUACAGUCAGUGUUCCU